AUGAUUGUUAAGUUAUUUACAACUCAUGUGACAAAUCAACGCCCCUUACUGUUCUUAGCAGUAAGGAGGAUGUCAAACUCGGUGAACAUAAAGUUCAAAUGGGGUCUGAGUACUUCGGACCCCGAACAGAAGCCUGUUCUGUUUGUGGGUCAAACGGCACACAUAGCAGCUCUGUCCUGGCAGGAUGUCCGCUGUAAGAUGGAACCUAGAGUUACUGAAGAGGUGUGGCGUCGUGCGGUGUCGGUGAUGGAAGGAGGCGAGGUGUGUGAGGUGUGGCCGCGGGGCGUCGCCCUGGGUGCUCUGCCCCCUCGUCGCUCCCGUCACGCGGCGCCCGCUCGGUCACACGCGCUGUCCAAGCUGGUCAGGACGUCCCUGAGGUCCGCAGCCAACGAGUUUGUCGUGUUGGUGUGUCGCAAGCGGGACGUGUUGUCGAGCGCGGUGAGUGUAGCGCGCGCCGUGCCGCUGUACUCGGCCAGCUCCGGGCCCGCGCCGCUCGCCCACGGGACGCAGCACGAGCCGGCCGGCGCCGCGCCCCGCACGCUCACCGUCGAGAUACAACUAGUACAGGACGACGGUGUGGACGAGGAUGAGGACUUGGAGUCCGCGGAUCCAACGCUGAGGGACGGCGUGCUGUCCACCGACGACCUCAAGACUAUACAGGACGUGGCAGACGCGACCCGCCUGGCCGCGAGGAUCACUGACACACCCGCUAACAUCAUGGACGUGGACGCGUUCAUACAGGAAGCUAUAAACCUGGCCAAAGAGCUGGAGAUCCCCCCGCCCACGAUCAUCCGCGGCGAGGAGUUGAAGGCGCGCGGUAUGGGCGGGCUGUACGGCGUGGGCAAGGCGGCCGCCCGCCCGCCCGCCCUCGUGGCGCUAUCCUACCGCCCGCCCUCCGCCAGCCAGACGGUGGCGUGGGUCGGGAAGGGCAUCGUGUACGACACCGGCGGCCUCAGUCUCAAGGCUCCCAAGUCCAUGUGCGGUAUGAAGUACGACUGCGGCGGCGCGGCGGCCGUGCUGGGCGCCUUCAGUGCGGUGGUGAGGGCGCGGCCGUCUGUGUCGCUCCACGCGGUGCUCUGUCUGGCUGAGAACGCGGUCGGCCCGCUCGCAACCAGGCCGGACGACAUCCACACCCUGUACUCGGGCCGCACGGUGGAGAUCAACAACACGGACGCGGAGGGCCGGCUGGUGCUGGCGGACGGCGUGGUGUUCGCUCACAGGGACCUCAAGGCCGACACCAUCGUGGACGUGGCCACGCUCACCGGCGCGCAGGGUAUAGCGACGGGCAAGUACCACGCGGCCGUGGUGUCCAACAGCGGCUCCCUGGAGGCCAGCUGUGUGCGCGCGGGUCUCGUCAGCGGCGACCUCACACACCCACUGCCCUUCGCCCCGGAGCUACACUUCUAUGAGUUCAGCAGCGCCGUCGCCGACAUGAAGAACAGCGUCGCGGACCGUGAGAACGCCCAGUCGUCGUGCGCGGGUCUGUUCAUCCUGUCUCACCUCGGGUUCGACUUCCCCGGCCGCUGGCUGCACGUCGACAUGGCCGCGCCCUCCAGAUGUGUACGGACACUUUAUAUAUCACAUACAAUCCCCUCGCCUUAA
Danaus chrysippus (African queen) is the source of this 1602-nucleotide messenger RNA. Lineage: Eukaryota; Metazoa; Arthropoda; Insecta; Lepidoptera; Nymphalidae. The record is from the annotation of a GenBank genome assembly.